CAUUGUUGCGCUUUGGGAAUGGAGGCGAUCAAUUUGGAUAAUCUGGCUGAGCAGAACGCCCUGACUAGUUUUACAAAAAGUGAUUUCUUGAUUUUGGAGAUUUCAUUUUAAGACAGAAAUUAUUUUUUUCCUUAUGAUAAUGAACUUUGAACAUAUUUACUAGCCAACUGGAAGGCAACCUCAAAUUUCUGGACCUCAGGAACGAUUAAGGGCUCGUCAGCCGGUCAAUGGUCGUGGUGCGAGCCCUUUGGUCCGGCAAUUUUUAACCUAGGCCUCACGUGGGAGAAAGGACAGCCAGACAAUAAAGGCGGCAAUGAGAGCUGCAUCCACUUUCGCAAGAUUUUGAAUGCAACAGGAGCAAUCUUAUCCGACAGGAACUGUGCUAACCAUUACAGUUUCGCGUGCAAAUCUCUGAUCAUCAAACCUCCUACGCUGUGUGUUGCAUCUUGUCCAACUAAGAGCUGCCAACGAUUAUCUCCUCUGUUUGAUGUUGAAGGUAAUCUAAUAGUAUAUCUCAGUUAUGGAGAGUGGUACGAAGGAUGUGGACGAAUGUUUUUAAACUUCACCAAAAGCGCGGAAAGCUGGACCGCAGCUCGGGAUAAAUGUUGCGAAAUCGGUCUGACCCUGGCCUCGAUGGAGUCUGCUGGAAAAUUGAAUUGCUUUUCUAAACUCAUCAACAAGGGAAAUGGUGACUUCUGGCUGUCUGGAACGGACCAGGGUUGCCCCUCAAAAUUCCGGUGGUGCUCGAGGGAUCGGGACUUUGUCUCCCCCGAAAUCAAGUGGAAGGUUGGCCAUCCAAAGGCAGGUCUUGCCUGCGUUUAUCUCGAGGUUAGAAACGGAACGUCCCUGCUUGCAACAGCCGACUGUGCAGAACAGAAAAAUCCGCUUUGUGAGAUUCGAAAAAAAGCCACUCCCAACGUGGCUAUGGAGAUGGAAUGCGCAGAAAUCUGGAAUGUGCCUUUAGAACAAAUUGACCUGCUUUUUAACGUGACUGCCUUCCUUGCGGCAAGCGUCUCGCGGAACCUGAUGUGCUUCAUAAAAUGCGUUGGGUCUGAAAUGGGAUUGUUUGACUUUGGAAAGGCAAUGAGCAUGGAAGUUUUGCGGCAAAUAGAACUGGUAGCCCAGGAAAGCCCUGUUUUGCUUGAACAGGCAAUGGCUGCCUUCCUCCAGUGCAGCGCAAUUAAGUUGAAUGAUGAUUGCACGACUGCCUACGAAAUGUACAAGUGCUGCCAACAGAAGGUGCCUAGCGUGGUUUCGGCAAUAAUCAUAAGAAAUUAUGAUAAUAGAUCAAUCUCGUCCCCUCCAAUCGGUUGUGUUCCCGCGCGCCGACGUUGUUGGCUCUCAGAAAACUAUCCCUGCGAAGUCGAUCAAACUGCCGUAGAUGUGUUGAAUACCAAGAAUUUUGAUAGCCAAGGAAAAAAGAGAAUAGUGCAAAACAUAACUUAUUAUGUUGGCAACUUUGAUUCUGUUGGACUUCUUAAUCCAGUGGAAAUAUACAAAAAAUGCUGUUCCUUGGGAAUGAAGCUUAUGGAACCUGAGACCAAGGAGGAUUAUAUGUUGAUUAGCACUUUCUUUUCGAAUUACGUUUCGUCUCCGGUGUUCGUUGGCGAGACGGAGUUCAUCAACGCGACGCACGAGGUGUGGUGCAACAGCCGCGCCAUUUUGCAGGAUACUUUCUACGGUGUGGCGUCAGUCAGAUAUUCCUGCGAAGAGUCGAUCAUUCUUUUGGAGUCUUCUCGGCAUAUUCUAGUUUCUUCCUCAAAACUGAACCUCGCUGACAAUUAUAUGAAUCCGCAGAAAUACGGUUACAUCCCAAAAUAUGUCUUUGGCUACGUCUGCGUGAAAAAUCCAUAGAAACAAUUGUUUCUCGUCCAUUUUUUAAUCUUGGCAUCGUUUUCUUGCGUGAAAAAUGAGUUGUGUGAAUUAAAGCGGUG
Molecule: messenger RNA, 1934 nt
Organism: Cloeon dipterum
Lineage: Eukaryota; Metazoa; Arthropoda; Insecta; Ephemeroptera; Baetidae
Exons: 15
Coding region: 550-1854 (434 amino acids)
Molecular function (GO): odorant binding
Source: RefSeq, a predicted model, not a curated record